CUGAACCGUUUCUUGUAGUACUUAAUUGCAGAAAGAUCGAUCAAGAUCGAGCUGAAAAUUGAUAAUGGAUUGUGUUAAGUUGAGGUUUGGAAGAGAAGAAGAUUUAAGCGAUAUUUCUCCAUGGACUGCAAAGAACUUUACAUGUAGCUUUUGCAAGAGAGAAUUCAGGUCUGCUCAAGCUCUUGGGGGUCAUAUGAAUGUCCAUAGGAGAGAUAGAGCUAGGCUGCGACUCCUACCACCUAACUCGAUCCUUUCUUCUUCUGAAUAUUCUCCUUACCCUACUCCUAACCCUAACCCUAACCCUAACCCUAAGUCUUACUUCUCUCCGUCGCCAUCAUCAUCAUCUCUUUCAGGAGCUAAUAAGUACUUACCGCACUUGCUCUCUCCUCGGAGCACUUAUGUGUCCACACCUUCCUCAGGUACUUCAGAUCAUGAAAACAAGAAACUGAUGAUAUUCGACAGCGGCUCUCAUCAACAUCAUGUUCCUGCUUUCCUUAAUCCUAAGAAAAGCGUCAAGGGAGGCAGUGGUCUUGAUUAUGAGUUUGGAGAUUUACUCAAUGGUUUUGCUGGGAAUGCACAAAAACAUCAUCUUAAUGAUGAUUUCAAGGUUGUGAGGAAAGAUGAGAAGCAUAUCAACAUGAUUAGGGUGGAUUUGGACAUGGGGUUGCUGAUUAAAGAUCCAAAUAAGGAGGAACUGGAUUUGGAACUUCGACUCGGGCAUCUCUAG
This is a messenger RNA of Rosa rugosa (rugosa rose), 727 nucleotides long. RefSeq names its product transcriptional regulator SUPERMAN-like. The record is from RefSeq and is a predicted model, not a curated record. The transcript has a single exon. Lineage: Eukaryota; Viridiplantae; Streptophyta; Magnoliopsida; Rosales; Rosaceae. Bases 65 to 727 code for a protein of 220 amino acids.